AUGGACUCCUACUCUGUGCAACAAGAAAGCGAACGCUUCCUUCACGAGCGAGUCCUCAACGACAAAACCCUGUUGCUCCCGUCUUCAUUUUCCGAAGCAGCAAAGAAGAUCAAGUUUGUUGGUCAAGAUCCGAAGCCAUUCAUUCCAACGCCCUGCAAGAUUACCGAGUCCGUCUCCGCUCUGUCGGGACUUGUUGCUGCUGCUGCCAGCGCCGUGGCAUCAGAUCGAUAUGGCAUCGACUUCCAGGAUGCCGAGGUCGAUACGGACCUUGCGACCCUCUUCCUCGAAUCCAUUCUCCUGCCCACUGUCAACGGCAAAUCCUUCCUGCAACAUCCCCACCUGCAGGCUGAGUUCAAGAAGGGUGAUUUAUACGCCAUGAAUAACCCUAUCCACCAGGAGGCCACGAACGUCUACAAAACAAAGGAUGGUCGCUGGUACCACCUCCAUGGUUCUAUGAACGCAACGGCGACCAUGGACAUGAUUGGCGUGGACGAACAGGAUGUUACGCGAGAGGAGGCCAUCAAGAUCUACGCUGAGAAGGUCGCCCAGCAUGACGCUGAAUUCCUAGAGAGAAAGUCAAAUGAGGAGGUGAAGGAAGCUGGUGUGACCUGUCUCACACCGGAAGAGUUCUUCGCUUCGGAGCAGGGAAAAAUCAUGGGCGCCGAGCCUCUGUGGAAUCGGAGAAGUGUGCCAGCUCCCCGGAGCUCAUGGCCUCAACAAAGCCAAUCCUCCGAAUUCAAGCCCCUCGCUGGAAUUCGUGUCAUUGACUUCUCGCGUGUGAUUGCCGCGCCCGUCAUAUCCAAGAUACUGGCUGUCCUCGGCGCCGAGGUUGUCAAGGUGACAAGCGAGCACUUGCCAGACAUCUCAAUUACCUGGCUGGACCUUAACACUGGAAAGAAAGACACUAAUAUUGACCUAAAGUCCGAGGAGGGGAAAAAUACGUUCUCAAAGCUCAUCGAGGGUGCUGACGUCCUGGUCGAUGGUUACCGGCCUGGUGUGCUGGCAAGGCUGGGAUUCGAUUCAGCGACCCUGAGAAAUAUUAAGGGAAACUUGGUAUAUGCUCGAGAAAAUUGCUACGGCUUCAAGGGGCCGCUGGCAUAUCGUUCUGGAUGGCAGCAGAUUAGUGACUGCUUGGUCGGCAUCUCGUGGCUUCAGGGGAAAUUCAUGGGUCUCGAUGAGCCAGUCGUUCCCCUAUUGCCGAAUUCUGACUAUCAAACGGGCCUCAUAGGAGCCGCUGCGAUAUUACAAGCUCUGCUCGAACGCACAAAGGGCGACGAAACAUUCGAUGUUGACGUCAGCUUGACUCAGUACAACAUCUGGUACUACCAGCUUGGUCAGUACGACGAGGAACAGUCGAAGGCACUUUUGGCCCGCAAUGAAGGAUUCCACGUGAGGCAUUACGACGAAAUGCAGACCUUGUUGCUUAAAUCAUACGCUGCGAUUCUGAAGGUGAAACCAGACAUUCUCGAACGUCCGGGGUAUUUCUGGGAGAUGACGGGCAAGGAUUGGGGAAUGGAAGAUGACAUUAAGAUUCUGGCGCCGCCAUUCAAGCUCGCGAAGUCGAAGCUGGAAUAUAUAGUACCGUCUGGAUCAAAGGGGAGAUCGAAGCCAGAGUGGUAG
Ilyonectria robusta is the source of this 1620-nucleotide messenger RNA. RefSeq names its product CoA-transferase family III domain-containing protein. The transcript is spliced from 3 exons. Gene Ontology annotation, molecular function: catalytic activity. Lineage: Eukaryota; Fungi; Ascomycota; Sordariomycetes; Hypocreales; Nectriaceae. Bases 1 to 1620 code for a protein of 539 amino acids. The record is from RefSeq and is a predicted model, not a curated record.